Aaosphaeria arxii CBS 175.79 is the source of this 440-nucleotide messenger RNA. RefSeq lists its product as uncharacterized. The transcript has a single exon. The record is from RefSeq and is a predicted model, not a curated record. NCBI's taxonomy places the organism in Eukaryota, Fungi, Ascomycota, Dothideomycetes, Pleosporales. The coding region runs from base 139 to 375 and encodes 78 amino acids.
CCGUGACACUCGAGGGAGCCAACACGAGAGGAAGGUUCCGGCCUCAAGACGUGGGCCGAUUCUUGAGUGGAGCACUGAACGCAGGCCCGAGCAUGCCUAGAGAGAAAAGAGCAUAAAAGUCGAUUUUCACCUUCGCAUAUGGCACCACAGCCUCUCUGGCUUUUCCUAUUGUUACUUCUAUUGGUGUUGUGGAACAUGAUUACUUCAUACAAACAUUCUGGAACCGGGGAGUUUCUAAAUAUACUUAGGAUUAUCGAUUGUACAUUGGAAUAUAUUCUAGGCGCUUGGGAUUGGAUAGGUUUUGGGCAUAUUUACGGAUUCUUCGUGGGUACAUUGGACGGAUACCCAGUUUAUUGCUCAGCUUGCAUAGUUUGAGGGGACAAGACCAGAUAGAGAUAAUCGGAAAGACCAUUCUGCUUCUCGGCAGCAAAGCUUACAAA